AUCUCCAUGUAGCAGCUUGCAUGGUGAUCUGUCACACUCCUAGGCUCAUUUGGGUCCUGCUUCCUUCACAAUCCUUAACAUGAUCUGCAUGCACUUACUGUGUUUUCUUUGUGUUAUUAUUGCAUGCUAAUGUGUUUGUGUCUGCAGAAAUAAGCUGCGGUCACCCCCCCACCCUCCCCCACACUCACCUGCUGUGGGACGGCAGCCAAUCGCUGGGCAGCGUUCGGCUGUACGGGUGCAAGGAGGGAUUUUACCAGGAGGGGGGGAAUAAUAUGUCCACAUGUUUACUGUCAGGAGAGUGGGGGGAAGUUUCUAUAAAGUGCAAAGCUAAGUGUGGCCCGGCUCCCGUCCUGGAUCACUCGGAGGUGGUUUGGCACAACCGGAGCGUCGUGGUGCACAGAUGUGAGGAGGGAUACCACAGCUGGAAAGGAAGCAACGUCUCUGAGUGUGAGUCCUCUGGAGAGUGGAGGAGCGCUACACUCACAUGCAUAGAAAUAAAGCCACCUAUAAAUCAUCUUCGUGUCCUCAAUGAGAAAUGUGUGCAGUGGAGAGCAGAGAAGUACGAGGAGGACACAGAAACAUACAAGGUGACGUACACAGGAUCCAGAGACUACCAGAGGUCCUUUCAAGAUAAGAGGAAGCGUUUUCUGAGCUCGAAAGCCGACGAGCUGCAGCUCUGUUUAAAUCUACUUCCUGUCACAAACUACAGCAUCUCCAUCACUGCAGCCUCCUCCAGGUUCACCGCCUCCAUCACCACCAACACCAGCCUAACAGUGCCUCCAGCUCUAGCCGUGGACUACAAAGAGUUUGAGACUCCUGUACCGACUCUGAAGCUCCGCAGAUCUCCAAACACACUCGACCCAAUCAGGUAACAACCAGUACACACAUCCUUUACUUCAGUAAAAGUACCAAUACGUUACUGUAAAAAUACUACAUUAUACAGUAAGUAAAGGUGCUACAUUCAAAAUAUCACUAAAAGUAUUAUCUUU
Molecule: messenger RNA, 989 nt
Organism: Notothenia coriiceps (black rockcod)
Lineage: Eukaryota; Metazoa; Chordata; Actinopteri; Perciformes; Nototheniidae
Gene: susd1
Product: sushi domain containing 1
Exons: 5
Coding region: 273-872 (199 amino acids)
Source: RefSeq, a predicted model, not a curated record